UUCAUCUUCGAUUCCAUUUCUAAAAUGCUGUCGCUGCCAACGGAAUUCCGAGUUCUCGAGACCUCUCACGUCGCUCCUCCGCCGGGAUCGGUGCCAGAAUCCUCCCUCCCCCUCACCUUUUUCGACAUGAUCUGUCUCUACGCCGGGCCAGUGCAACGUGUUUUCUUCUAUUCUUUCCCCUACUCCACCUCCCACUUCAUCGACUCCCACCUCUCCACCCUCAAGUCCGCUCUCUCCCUCGCCCUCCAAGACUUCUACCCCCUCGCCGGAAAAAUCCGCCCUACUCAUGGGAGCCACAGCCAGUUCGAGAUCCGCUACGCCGAGGGCGACGCUGUUCCCUUCGCCGUCGCCGAGCACGACGGAGACUUUGACGACCUCUCGAGAAGCAACCCACGCGAAUACACCAGGAUACAACCAUUAAUUGCCCAGCUGCCGGAGCCCACAGACGAUGGCCAGCGGCCGGUGAUGGCGGUGCAGGUGACUCUGUUCCCAAACAGAGGCUUGGCUUUGUCCGUCACCGUCCACCACUCUGCCUGCGACGGCUCAAGCUCCACCCGGUUCCUGUCGUCGUGGGCUUGUAGAGCUUCCGGAUGCGAGAAGGAGGCGCCGGCGCCGCCCUCCUUCGACCGGAGCUCAGUUCCGGACCUUAAUGACGCGUACUCCAAGUUUUUCAGCAGCCUUGCCGCCGACGCGCAGAACAUGGAAUCUAUGAUGGUCCAAUUCUCGCCGCCUAACGCAGUCAUCGGCACGGUGACGCUCACCGCCGACGACCUUCGGAAGCUAAAGGAGAUGGUUUCCUCCAAAGUGAACAACUCCGCUUUCCGCUGCUCCAACAUCGUAGCGACCUACGCUUACGCGUGGGUUUCCCUCGUCAAAGCGCGAGGGCACAACGCGGACACAACUGUGCACAUGGCGUUCCCCGGAAACUGCAGGGAGCGGAUUCAGCCGCCGCUGCCGGCGGAAUACUUCGGCAACUGCAUCGGCGGCAACUUCGCCCAUGCGAAGGCCAUCGACCUCGCGGGGGAAGAUGGGGUGGCGGCGGCUGCUCGACUCAUCGGGGAAGCCAUCGAACAGUUUAAGGAGGACCCGCUGAAGGACGCAGACAAGUGGCCGGAGAAUUACCAGGCGCUCGCGCUGCAGAGGCCGCUGAGCGUUGCGGGGUCACCGGGUUUCAAGGUUUACGACGUGGAUUUCGGGUGGGGAAGGCCGGUGAAGGUGGACAUGCCGUCGAUAACGUGGGCAGGAGCCAUUUCGUUGUCCGAGAGCAGAGACGAGAGCGGCGGAGUGGAGAUCGGUUUGGUGGCGACCAAGACUGAGAUGGAUGAGUUUUUGGCUCACUUCUCAAAUGGUCUAAAACUGCUGCAGUGAUUCGACAGUCGCCAUGGCUUGGAUUUAAGAUCUCACGAGUUUCAGAAGAAUUAAUGGUUGCAGUUUCUUUUUACUUCUCCACCUACGAAUUAUGCCUUAUCAUUUCUGCCGUGUUCUAUAGAAAAAAGAGGAUUCCUUCCUAUAUAUUUUCGAUUAUAUCUCAGUGAUCGUAUUGGAAAACAUGGUUUUCAAUGCCUAA
Molecule: messenger RNA, 1567 nt
Organism: Zingiber officinale
Lineage: Eukaryota; Viridiplantae; Streptophyta; Magnoliopsida; Zingiberales; Zingiberaceae
Product: phenolic glucoside malonyltransferase 1-like
Exons: 1
Coding region: 25-1368 (447 amino acids)
Source: RefSeq, a predicted model, not a curated record